ACUGCCCGCAGUUGCAAGCAGAUAAUGGAGAUAGAAGGAUCGCAGGAGCGGAAGGAAGAUACGCCUUUUCCGUCACCUCCUCUCAAGGGAUUUGAUGGAGUUGGAGGCGCCACUCGUACGAGUGAAGAAGGCUUCGAAAAUGUUAAAGAAACUGCCCCUGUGCCCAUCACCGAAGACUUGAAGCCCACGGCGAGUGAGAGUGAGCGUGAGCAAGCCGAACACUCCAUCAACGUCCGCCGCGGGGAUGGCACGAAUUCGAGAGAAGAGGGUCAUUAUCCCGUGGAAGGUCAAAAGAAAUUGUGCAUUUUCAAUUUUGAGAACUUCAAAAAAAGUGGUGCACGCAAGGGAAGUGAGGAAGAUGUUAGAAAAUUGACUUCGACCUUCCAACAAGUUGGCUAUGAAGUAGAGCUGUAUGAAGACCAAAACAAAUCAGAAUUUUUGGCCACCCUCUUGAAAAUCAGCAAAAACGAAGAACUUGCGCGCAACAAGCUUUUCAUUUUGGCAAUAAUGAGUCACGGGAGGCGAUCUAACGGCCUGCAGUUCGUGGCUGCUGACGACAGGAGCAUCAGCAUUGAUGAGGUCAGGUCGUACUUCAAUGACCGUCACUGCCCUCAAUUGAAGGGCAAACCAAAAAUUUUUUUGGCAGCAUUUUGCCGACCACUGCCCGAGAUUCUUCAGAGUUCUUCAGAAACAUCCAUUGCUGAAGCUGAUGAACCUCAGGGCGAGUUAGUGGAAAUUGAUGUGCCUCCAGCUGGAACCUUUCAACUUGACUCACAAGACCAGCCAAAUGUCACUAGUGAAUCUGGUGAAUUUGAAACAGAAGCUACGAACAAAAAUCUGGAGCAGGUCAAGCAUUUGUUGCGCUGUACCGAGGAGGACUUGACACCAGAUCAGAUAGAAGAGAUUUUAGCUAUGCUCGAUCCAGAGAGCGUUGACCUUCUCUUGCAAGCAGCCGCGUCGGGAUGUGAAAUAACUUCAGUUGUAAGCGUGGACAACUUAAACGCCGAACCACAAACCCAAAGCAACUGUGGCGAGCAGACCUUGCACAAGAAUUAUCCUAAAGACUUCAACGACAUGAUGACGCUGUACUCCUGCAAGACGGGAUUUCGGUCUUCGAGAAACCGCCGCGUCGGCACGCGUUUCAUAAGUGCGCUUUGCGACGCGGUUGCAGAAAACGGCUACCGUUACAAUGUGGACAGACUUUACGCGGACAUCGAGGAGAGAAUGAGGGUAGACUGUCCGGACGACAGUGAGUCUCUUGAAACAUUUGAUCCAGACAAAGAAAGUUCGACGUUUAAAACAUGCUAUCUAUUCUGAAG
This is a messenger RNA of Hyalella azteca, 1319 nucleotides long. RefSeq names its product caspase-10-like. The transcript is spliced from 4 exons. Bases 25 to 1317 code for a protein of 430 amino acids. Gene Ontology annotation, biological process: proteolysis. Gene Ontology annotation, molecular function: cysteine-type endopeptidase activity. NCBI's taxonomy places the organism in Eukaryota, Metazoa, Arthropoda, Malacostraca, Amphipoda, Hyalellidae. The record is from RefSeq and is a predicted model, not a curated record.